Molecule: messenger RNA, 2450 nt
Organism: Equus caballus (horse)
Lineage: Eukaryota; Metazoa; Chordata; Mammalia; Perissodactyla; Equidae
Gene: AZGP1
Product: alpha-2-glycoprotein 1, zinc-binding
Biological process (GO): immune response
Cellular component (GO): external side of plasma membrane
Source: RefSeq, a predicted model, not a curated record
GAUGGGGCAGGGGUGGAGGAGGGAGAAACCCCAGAAGACCCAGUCCUGGCCAGGCGUGGGGCAGGAGGAGAGGGGCACAGGGCCACUUAGACACCCAGACAAGCUUCCUGGAAGGAUUCUGAUUUCAGAGCAAGUGCGAAGGCCUAAGACAGCUUACCAAGGAAAGGAAUUCUCUCCCUGUUCCAUGUCCUGCUCAACCAUAUCUCUCAUGAAGCCACUCCUGCUGCCAUUCCAGAUUUUAGUUCCUUCUCCGAUGAAGCUCUUCUUGGCACUCACCGUCAGUACUAAUCGUACAAAAUUGGGACACCGGAUGCCACCUCGUGGACCGAUGACACCACCCACUGGACGCUGGACCUCCCCCUCAUGGCUACUGCUGCCCUGCUGCCCCCAGGAGUUGCUGAGACAACCAGACAGGGCUGUCCAUGAUGCCCUCUUCUUUGCUUCGCUGACACCUGACCCUGUGUCUAGGGCACGAGCAUCUGCCUCACUGAGCCCAAGCCACGCACACUUGGUCUGUUGCAAGAGAUGCUGUGAAAAGGGGAUCCUGGCUGUUUCUGCUUCCAUGAUGGAAAGGCCUGGAUUCCCCAAGCAUCGAAAGAGAGGGAGGCAGACAUGUGAAUGUCCUCCAGACAGCACUCUGGUGGGAUGGGGUGUGGGAGAGUGAGGGUCACACCUUAACUGGGGUCUGCCCAGGCAGACCCAGGCUCUGGACAUGUUGAGAGGUCUUCCAGAGGAGGGGAGUAAAGCCUGGUCUGACAACAGCCAAAUCCCCCUACUGACCCCAGGGUGGGAACAUCAUAAUAGACUGGAAGGGUGACACACAUCUCAGGCACCUGCCACUUGCCACAUACACCCCCAGCCCACUGGCAUUCUUUCACCCAGGGAUACAGAGUCCCUGUCCCUAGAUCAGCUGUCUCGGUUCUCAGUUUGGAGACUGUCCAUAGACUCACUGAGCACAGCUUCUGCCCAGCCUGGCUGGUGCAUCUUUUUCUCUCACUGUCAGGGGAGGAGCCCAUCCUGACACUCUCAUUGGGCUGUGGGUUCACCUCCCUUGGGCUGGGCUCAAAGCCCAGCCAUUCCCAUAACUACACCUGGCUUUCUUUCUAAGUAGCCUGCUCCGAGCUCCAGGAUCCAGGGAAGCCCAGAACCUUCCAGACAGCCACUAUGAGCACAAUGGUGCCUGUCCUGCUGCCUCUGCUGCUCCUUCUGGGUCCUGCCGUCUCCCAGGAGACUCACACUGGGCCUUACUCUCUGAGCUUCCUCUACACUGGGCUGUCCAAGCCCGCUAAGGGUUUCCCCAGGUUUCAGGCCAUCGCCUACCUCAAUGACCAGGCCUUCUUCCGCUACGACAGUGAGGGCAGGAAGGCUGAGCCCUUGGGCCCGUGGAGCCAGGUGGAAGGGAUGGAGGACUGGGAGAAGGAGAGUGAACUUCAGAAGGCCAGGGAGGACAUCUUCAUGGUGACCCUGGAAGACAUCAUGGACUAUUACAAGGACAGAGAAGGUCAGUGGACGACGGACUGCUGGGGUGGAGGGUCUCAGCUCAAGAGGCAGCCCUGCAAUUGGUCUCACACCUUUCAGGGACUGUUUGGUUGUGAGCUCCGGAAUAACCAAAGCAGCGGAGCCUUCUGGAGGUACGCCUACGAUGGACGGGACUUCAUCGAAUUCAACAAAGAAAUCCCAGCCUGGGUCGCCCUGGACCCAGCAGCUCGGGACACCAAGCAGAAGUGGGAGGCAGAAGAAGUCUAUGUGCAGCGGGCCAAGGCCUACCUGGAGGAGGAGUGCCCGGGGAUGCUGCGGAGGUACCUGCAAGACGGCAGGAUCUACCUGGACCGACAAGAUCCUCCCUCUGUGUCAGUCACCAGCCACGUGGCCCCAGGAAAAGAGAGGACACUCAAGUGCCUGGCCUAUGACUUCUACCCACGAAGAAUUGGUCUGCACUGGACCCGGGCCAGCGAUGCGCAGGAGACUGAGUCAGGGGGAGACAUUCUUCCCAGUGGAAAUGGCACUUACCUGUCCUGGGUGGUGGUGGGAGUCCCCCCUCAGGACAGAGCCCCCUACUCCUGCCACGUGGAGCACAGUAGCCUGGCUCAGCCCCUCUCUGUGCUGUGGGAUGAGAGGCAGGAAGCAGAGGUUAAAGGUGGCUUGGGGACUCGAGCCCAGUAGUUAGCCUUUCUGCAGGACACGAGAGAUCUGAACUCUAACAAUCACUGUCAGCGUCAUCAGCGGGGCCCAGGGAACAGUUCCAGACGACAGGUGGUGGAUCUGGAGACGGAAGACUUGAAUGCCGGGCACGGAGCUGAUUCACCGCCAAACCGCCCAGCAAAACCCCAUCAUCGAAUCUGUAGGAUCAGAUCAGUAAUAAUCGUCUGGCCCAGCACCCAGGAUAGAAAUGUAUCUGUAAACCAUGAAAUGCUGUAGAAGUGUGAAUAGAUUUUAUCCUUUGUCCCGUC